Molecule: messenger RNA, 658 nt
Organism: Cottoperca gobio
Lineage: Eukaryota; Metazoa; Chordata; Actinopteri; Perciformes; Bovichtidae
Gene: csrp3
Product: cysteine and glycine-rich protein 3 (cardiac LIM protein)
Exons: 6
Coding region: 17-586 (189 amino acids)
Biological process (GO): cardiac muscle contraction; muscle tissue development; sarcomere organization
Cellular component (GO): Z disc; nucleus; cytoplasm
Molecular function (GO): actinin binding; structural constituent of muscle
Source: RefSeq, a predicted model, not a curated record
CAGGCUUGCAUUCAAGAUGCCAAAUUUGGGAGGAGGUGCCAAGUGCGCAGCGUGUGAGAAGACGGCGUACCAUGCAGAGGAGAUCCAGUGUAACGGGAGGAGCUUCCAUAAGACCUGCUUCAUCUGCAUGAGCUGCAGAAAAGGGCUGGACAGCACCACAGUUGCAGCGCACGAGUCUGAGAUUUACUGCAAGUCCUGCUAUGGCAAGAAAUAUGGGCCAAAAGGCUACGGAUACGGACAAGGAGCUGGAGCUCUGAACUCAGACCCUCCUCGACAUGUCGGCCUGCAGCCUCACAACUCUAAACCACGACCAGCUUCUUCAAACUCCAAUGACAGUAAAUCUUCCCCGAAGUUUGGAUGUUCAGACCGCUGCCCUCGCUGCUCCAAAGCCGUCUACGCAGCAGAGAAGAUGAUGUCAGCGGGGAAGCCCUGGCAUAAAACAUGUUUCCGCUGCGUCCUGUGUGGCAAAGGCCUGGAGUCGACCACAGUGACAGACAAGGAUGGAGAGCUGUACUGUAAAGUUUGUUACGCCAAACAUUUCGGCCCAAAAGGAUUUGGACUGGGGAACGCCGCCAUGUUGGAGUAACGACAACCUUCUGGUUUUAAACUCACAUUCACGCGACAGCUGGUUGGGUGGAGACUCAGCCUUCAUUCACCG